Phialemonium atrogriseum is the source of this 690-nucleotide messenger RNA. RefSeq lists its product as uncharacterized. The coding region runs from base 1 to 690 and encodes 229 amino acids. NCBI's taxonomy places the organism in Eukaryota, Fungi, Ascomycota, Sordariomycetes, Cephalothecales, Cephalothecaceae. The transcript has a single exon. Gene Ontology annotation, cellular component: fungal-type vacuole. The record is from RefSeq and is a predicted model, not a curated record.
AUGCCGGAUGGUACUGUAUUCAUUGCUGUGGGGGCCAUUCUCGGCGCGUUUGGAGCGGCGGUUCUCAUAUGGAGAGGCGUCGUUGCCUGCCUGCUGCACCGCUCUGUGGAGAAGGCAGCGAUGGCCCAGCAUGCCGCGAACGACAAGGCUGCCUUCCCGGCGCCCCCGGCACCAUUCUACAAAUAUACCGACCGCGAUUCAACGCCCUCCCUGCCUGCAGGCGCGACAUCCGCGCGUGGUCAACGACGCACACACCGGGGCCCAACCCCUUCGGCGACGCCCAGCCAGACGAACCUUUUCUUCUCACCAACUGCUUCUGGCAGUAUUGGCGGCAUGGGCAACGGUGGAAACCGCGAUUCGCGAUACUUGCCGUCAGGUUUCUACGCCUCGACGUCUGCAUCACCCGUCCCUACACAUGGCCAUGCCAAUUCUAUCAGUUUGUCGAACCUGAGGCCCGCGUCCAGGGGGCCUGCUGGGCCAAGCCCGCCAGACUCGCCCAGCCUAGGGCCGAGGGGAACACCCACCCCGCGGAAUUUCAGUACCAGCUCCUUCAACCUGAACCGGCCACCGAGCGAGCGAGCUCCUAGCGCGUACCUCGACGACCUGUUGGACGAGCAACCAGGCGCAUUCCCGCCUGGGCCGAGUACUCACCACCGCAACUUCAGCCAGUCUACUCAAGGACGACGCUGA